UAGUGUGUGCGUGUAACCGGCAAAAAUUCCAUGUGUUCAACACUCAAAUGGCCAUCACCAUAGACCAUCUUGUCUAUCUCCCACUCUCUCGCGAACUCGCUGGGCUGUAGGCUACUAGACUUGGAUGGCAGUUUGAGUUGGGGCGUUGAAGUGGUCAGAUCUUGAAUGUGCGUCAGCCUGAAGGCAAAUGUCUAGGUAGUGAAGGAAAUCAAGUUCGUUAUCGAAAGAAAAGAGAAAACUCCCGACUGAUCAAUCGAUCAGUAGUUCUUGGCUUUUCUUCAGGCAGUGAAAAGGUGGGUCCUGAAUUGAGCAGUGAUUACACAGACCGGCGUGACAUUUUUCUCGUUCGAGCUCCCAUCAAUAUCUUGGGCGGAGAGUGGUAUUGUAUAGCUUUUGUUAUCCAUGCGAAAGUGGGUCCGUAAAUGACAGCAAGAUGAACAACAAUGCCCACCAGCGUCACAAAAUGAAAAAUCUCAACAACAAUCAACAUGGCUAUCAUAAUGAGGAUCCCAAUAGGCACAUCAGCCAUAGCCCGCAAAAAGAGUUUGUGUACUGGCACGCCCCUCGAUCUUCUUUUCCGGUUCCACCUCCUCCUACCUCGUCAUCUUAUGUCUCCGCCCCCUCCGGAGCUUUAGCGAUGCCAAGCCGAAACUCCAAUUCCAAUCGGUUGAAGGAUGAGGGGAUUUUGGUGGAGCAGCUUCCCAGUCCGAUAGCCUCGUCCGUGCCCAUCCGAAAGUCCACCAUCCGUCCGAAAAUGGGCUUGGGUAGCCGAAGUGGGUUCAUCGUUUCCACCCCAAAAGAGGCGGCGGCGGACUUUUCACAGAGAGGCUCCUCACCCAGAAAAGUUGGACAUGCUCAUCUUGGUGAAGACUUGAAAAAUGUGGUGAGGUUGCCUGAGGAAGAGGCCAAGAAUAAAACGAAGACGACGAAGAAAACGACGCUCCCUGAAGAGGAGGAAGAUGAUGAGCCCAUUUAUUGCGAAAUCACCCGAGGCGACAACAGUCCCCCAGCCAAGACACCCCCAUCUAUCAUUAAACACCAUCGACAACAACAACAACAACAGCAACCGCCAGUUCAAAGACGAAAUCAUCCGACCACGAAAAGAACUGCUUACAAAAGCAACAAACAUAUCGAAGAUGAAACUAGCCCAACCAAACCAAAGAAAGUGUGGUCCUCUAUGAAUGCGAAGCCAAGGGAUCCCGAAAAGAGACUAGCUCGAGAUUUCUCGCAACUGCAGUUAAUCCCACCCGCCUCGCGUGGUCUUCCAUUAUCCGAGGAGUUCCGACCUGAACGUGCCAAUAAUAGACAACGCCGUAUCAGUUGUGAUUUGUCAAGCCAGGUGUCCAACUUUGGUGGUCUGCCCUCCAUGGCGCCCAAUCUACCGGGGCCCACUGCUUUUUAUCAGGUCGCACCUGGUGGGAGGUCUGUUUUGGGCCUUGGGCGAAGAGCCGUAACUCAAGUGGACAUUCCGGUCUCCACCCGAAAUCAUCUUCCUCCUCCUCCACAUUUGGUCAGACACCAACGACCCGGGGCCCUUGGUCCCCCCGCCUUUGAGCCGGCUCAUUUGAUGCAUGGCCAUCCCACGAGCUCGAUCUCGAUGACAUCUCCGACGGCCCACGGAGUUGGUGGUCCAUUGUAUACCGUGAGGAAACAUCAGCAAAUCCGAAGCAGCAGCACAGCAGCUGUAGCCGUGAAACGUUCCCGACAAUUGCCCUCUGGCCAUCAUGGGUCUUCGUCGUCGUCCUCGUCGGUGCCAAUGGGCGGCUGUGGUGCUUUUAGUGACUCGGAAUAUUCACGGAGACCCAUGCCUUCGUCCCCAGCGAUGGGAUCACGGAAACCUCUGCUACUUCAUCAGAAGGCUCUCCAUGGAGGCGAGUGUCCAAGUGAAUCUGGGUUCAACUCUGGAUUGGAUGAGACGAACUCAACCACGACCACAACCACCACCGCCACGGAUAGUGGGACGAGGGGAUCCACGAAUAUGGCCAUAACUUACGCCACGGCUUUGAGAAAGGGUUUGUUAUGGCAACAACGUGACAAAAUCUUCUCGCGAUGGAAGGAGCGGUUCUUUAUCUUGACCCCGGAUUAUCUUCAGUGCUUCAAAAAGGGCUCCUCAAGGAUGACCGAAAUGGGAGGAUUCAUCUUCAAACUUAAAUUGGCGGAGAUUGAGGAGGUGGAAUUGGUCGACAAAAAAGGCUAUUUGACGGUUGCUCUCUCCUUUCACAAAGAGGGACGGAUGCUUUUGAGGAAGCCCGAAGGUAUCCGAGAAUGGUUCCAAUCAAUCAAGAAUUGUGUCGAUGUGUGCCGUGAAAAGCGGGGCAUGAUGAAGACUGCCAAAGAGUUUUGGUCCAAGAAACAAUUCACCGAUUCUUCUUCCAUGGAGCAAUACAUUUUGGCCAGAAAACGAAUAGAGCUAAAAUUUGCUUACGGUGAGGCUGAAUCUUGCACCUCUGGCUCCAAGCUUUCUAACAUAAACGACCAAUCCUAUCAACUUCGGGACCUGGCUCGAUCCCACUUGAAUGUGGCUCAAAGGAACGUGCCCAUUUCAGCGACAUCCAAUUUGACGACAACAACUACUGGAUCCAACACCACGGGCCUCGCUACGAACACAAGCACUACCACCACCACCACAAAUUAUGGCUUCAUUGAUUUACCUAGUUCUCAUCCUAAUUGGACAGAUUGUUGCCCAUCUCCCGAUCUCCCGCCCUCGUCUCAUCUUGUGGACGAAUUAGAAUCUAGGUAUUCAGUUUCACCCACCUCGUCUUCCACGGGAUUCAGGCUCAAGCAAAUAGCUCGUGACACGUCAAGCACAUUCAGCCAUGAUUCUGGAGUGGAUUCCAUGAACACAAUCUCCUCUGGAAGCGCCUUGUCCAACCAGGUCCCAUCAUACUCUUCUUCUGCCAACAAACCAUCUAACUUGAAUUCAAGUGCAGAAACAUGUUCUUCGCCCAAGAAUAUUCGGACGCCGAGAAAAUCCCGGAUUCCUCGCCAUAAGCCUGUAAAGGGAGCCAGACCAAACCGAGAGGAAAUGUUGCGAAACAUUUCGUUGGUGUAAACCAAUCACAAGAAAAACAUAUUGGUGACAGAACUGUGUCAUAAUUAUUGUCUAAAAUUGAGGUUGCCUUGGGGGAAAUGUCACUCAAAUUUGAAUGCUUAUAAAAUUCAGGAAAACCCUGGAACGCGAUCCAUUUGGUCUAAGAAUGAGAAGUGUCAAGAAACACCGAAAAUAAAUAC
This is a messenger RNA of Tigriopus californicus, 3231 nucleotides long. RefSeq lists its product as uncharacterized. Lineage: Eukaryota; Metazoa; Arthropoda; Copepoda; Harpacticoida; Harpacticidae. The record is from RefSeq and is a predicted model, not a curated record. The coding region runs from base 434 to 3052 and encodes 872 amino acids. The transcript has 7 exons.